UCUAUAAAUCCAUAACAAUGGUUCAAGGUUCUUUCAAGCGUCAAGUCGAAGUUGGCCGUGUUGUCCUCAUCAACCACGGUGCUGAUGCCGGUAAAUUGGCUGUCAUUGUUGAUAUUGUUGACCACAACCGCGCUCUCAUUGAAGGUCCCAUCUGUGGUGUUGCCCGUCAAGCCUUCCCCUUCCGUCGUAUGGUCUUGACUCCUUUGGUCAUCAAGAACCUUCCUCGUAACGUUGGUCAAACUGCCCUCAAGAAGGCUAUGGAAAAGAGCGAUAUCGUUGGUGCUUGGCAAAAGACCGCUUGGGCCAAGAAGAUCGAACAACGCAAGGCUCGUGCUAACUUGACCGAUUUCGACCGCUUCAAGUUGGCCAAGUUGAAGAAUCAACGCCGUUUCGCUGUUGCUUCCGCUGUUAAGGCUGCCAAGAAGCAAUAAAUUUGUUUUUUCUUCGAUGACAUUUAUAUUUUAAACAUUAUCAACAGCCCUCGCAAACCAACCGAAACCCACAAUUUUUUUGUUUGUUGACUUUAUGGAAAAAAAGCAAUGAAUAAAAGAAACAAUGUUAAAUAG
Molecule: messenger RNA, 566 nt
Organism: Mycotypha africana
Lineage: Eukaryota; Fungi; Mucoromycota; Mucoromycetes; Mucorales; Mycotyphaceae
Product: 60S ribosomal protein L14e
Exons: 4
Coding region: 18-431 (137 amino acids)
Biological process (GO): translation; ribosomal large subunit biogenesis
Cellular component (GO): ribosome; cytosolic large ribosomal subunit
Molecular function (GO): structural constituent of ribosome; RNA binding
Source: RefSeq, a predicted model, not a curated record